Messenger RNA from Aspergillus caelatus, 429 nucleotides. RefSeq lists its product as uncharacterized. The record is from RefSeq and is a predicted model, not a curated record. The transcript has a single exon. NCBI's taxonomy places the organism in Eukaryota, Fungi, Ascomycota, Eurotiomycetes, Eurotiales, Aspergillaceae. The coding region runs from base 1 to 429 and encodes 142 amino acids.
AUGGCCACCGCUACACCGGCAACGAAGCAGUCGAAACCCCGAUACGAAGACAAGUACUCUCAGGAUCUAAGCUCCGACACGGAAUCUACCUUUGAAUACGAAAGCGAGUCUGAGCCAGAGACCAAGCCCCAAGCUAAGACGCAAGUCGCACCGUGGCGACAGAGAGAACAACAGGGGAGACGUCAACCAGCGCAAGAUCCGAAUGCGACAGCAUUACAGCCGUACCAAAAAGGCACGCCAAAGGCUGGUCCACUUACCUAUAGAGGCGGGGCUGGCAGGGAAGUUGGAAAAGAGGGCCAGACGGGCAUACAGGCGAAAAAUGAGGAGAAAGAAGAUACGGGGUUAAAGCUGCGUUUAGAUCUGAAUCUCGAUAUAGAAGUGGAAUUGAAGGCCUCCAUACACGGUGACCUGACCUUGGCUCUACUGUGA